Molecule: messenger RNA, 7227 nt
Organism: Centruroides sculpturatus (bark scorpion)
Lineage: Eukaryota; Metazoa; Arthropoda; Arachnida; Scorpiones; Buthidae
Product: tyrosine-protein phosphatase non-receptor type 13-like
Exons: 34
Coding region: 570-6548 (1992 amino acids)
Cellular component (GO): cytoskeleton
Molecular function (GO): protein binding
Source: RefSeq, a predicted model, not a curated record
GGUGUCGCUGUCCCUAGCUUGACGGCGGUAACAUUUUAUCGAUAAUCCGGAACCGCUUCAAUUGAUCGCGUCUGUCUCGCCGACUGCCAUUACCUAGAAUUACAUCUGUAACUUUAAUGUUUAUCGCUGGCGAUAAAGAUAUUUUUUGUUAUUUCCGGUCAUAUAGUAAUGCGCUUUCUAACUUUUCAAGGUCGCCAUUUACGAUUCCAUUUCGAACACAACCAGAACUGUAGUUCGGGAGGUCACGGCGGGGUUAUCGUCCGAUAUAAAGUCAUUUAAGGACGUCUGUCAAUUACGCGCAAAUUACUUUCGAACGACGUGCUUUCCAAGCGAAACGCUUUCGCCAUUUUUUAAUUACGCAAUUUACGAGGAUCGACGAUAAAUGCCCCCGGAACUGUACGAGAAGUAAAAAUUAGAUGAACAACGCAGGGGGCGCUUCGACGACAAAUUCAAGAUGGCGGAAGCCGGUUGACGUUUCGACUUCCCGUCGAAAAGAAAGAACCAGAAUGUAGGAAUUUGCGUAGAGAAAAGCUUUCAAAGAGGAAGGAUCGGAAGAUCGGUUGUCGAGCAUGCCAGUUUUGGAAAAUGUCCAUGUUACUUUAUUGGAGAUAUUGGAGGUCAGAGGCUCAUCUCUUACGGAGGCUGAAUUAUGGAGCGUCCUGCACCACACUGUUGAAGCUAUCCAGGAUUUGUUUCUGAAAGGUUGUGCUCAUAAAGAUGGUAUUCCUCAACAAUUAGUAACUUUAAAUAGCUUAAAUUGUACAGCUAUGGGAAGAGUAUUACUGAGUAGUUGCAGUAUACAGAAUGUUCAAGGGACACCAUACUGGUGUAAUGACAUGCAAAAUGUUGGUGCAGCUGCUACAGAUUUAGACAUUGAAAUGAUGUACGUGUACACUUUAGGUCAAACAUUGCAUUUAGCAUCUGAAUAUGUUCAGCAAGAAUCUCAGUUGUCUUAUCAUUCAAAUCUUUCAUCUGUUUUGAUCUCAACAGUACAAGCAAUGAAACAUUCCAAUAUUAAUUUAAGAAUGAAAUUAUCUGAUAUCAUGGAACAUGAUAUUUUAAAUCAAAUUGAAAAAGAUAUUAAUAUGGAAAAUGAAUUAAUGAGUCAAAGUAGUCCUCCAGUUGAUGAAUUUGUUCCUGAAAGUAGAAGACCCUCCAUAGAAUAUAUUGACAAAAGUGUUAUCUAUGGUCAUCGUUUACGUUAUAAUCCUAUAUCAUCAUUAACAAUGUUUGUAACAUCACCUGAAGAAAAAAUAAAUCCAAAAGAAAGAUGGAAAAGAGCAGUGAGAAAAAUUAUAUCAAAAAGAAAAUGUGAGAAAUUUCUGACCGAUAAUGAUAUCCCAAGUGAAUGGAAAGAACAUAAAGCGAAAGAUUCAAUUUUAAGAGUUUAUGAAGAAUUGACAGAACGCAGAAAAAUGUUAGAAUUAUUAAGAAUGAGUAUCAAUAUUGGGAAUUCUCUUCCUGUUAGUCAAGAUACAGCACUAACAAAAGGUUUGAAACCAAAAACAUUGGCUGAAUUAGUGAUGUUACUACAAUGCCCAAAGAAGCAAUCAUCUUUACUGAGAAGUAGCUCUAGAGGUACCAAAGCAAAAAGUGCUACUAUUAAUAGCUCAUCAGCAAGUCUUAGAAAUGAUAUGACUUUAGAUAGUCUUUCUGAAGAAGAAUUUAAUACUAAAAAAAUUAAAAGGCAUCAUCACAUAGAAAACAUUGUAAAAAUGCCACUCUAUUCAUUAGACCAAGUUGUUUCAAAAAAGACUGAUUCUCAUCAAAAUAAUUCCAUUAAAGAGAAAAUAUUGGGACCAGAAUUUGUUGUCAUGAGUGUGAAACCAGUAAUUUCUUUUUCACUGGAUACAAAAACUAAAAAAUCAACUGUAAAUAAAAGUAAGAUAUUUCCUUGUCGAGUUACUGUGAUAUUACUGAGUGGUAUUCAUUUGGACAUCAAUUGCAAUUCAUCUGUUGUGGUUAAAGAUAUUUAUAAUAUUGCAUCAGCUCAUUUAUCAUUACCUGAAAAUUCUGUUUUUGGAUUAGCUUUUAAACAUGAUGGAGACUUAUUUUUUUUAGAGAAUCAAGAGAAGUUAGUUAAACAGAUUUUAAGAUGCUGGAUGCCAAAUCCUUAUAGUAAAAAAGCAAUUGACGAUGAUAUUAGCUUUACUUUGUACUGGAGAGUUAAAUUUUACUUGAAAGAUAUUAAUCUUAUAAGGCACUCUGGUGUUCGACAUCAGUAUUAUCUUCAAUUUAGACGAGAUUUAUUAGAAGAAAGAAUAUAUUGUGAUGAUAAUGAAGCCAUGAACCUGGCUGGUUUUGCUCUCCAGGCAGAAUUUGGCAAUUUUGAUAAAGUUGUACAUAAGAAUUAUUUUUUACUGGAACAUUAUCUACCUCAAAGAAUCAUUCAUGAAAUGGAUAGAUCUGAAGCUAAAGAGAACCUUAUGGAACUUCAUGGGACCCAUUAUGGAUUAUCUAAAGAAAUAUCUGAAUUGGAAUUUAUGCAGGGAGUUCAAAAGUUGCCCGAAUAUGGAUAUCAUUUUUACAAAGUAAUUCAAGAUAAAAAACAUUUAUCAUCAUACAUUUGGAUUGGAAUCUUUGAAGAAGGCAUUGAUAUUUUUGAAGAAAAGGGCAAUAAAAGAAAUAAAAUUCAAGAAUAUCCAUGGAAAGAAAUAUAUAGAAUCUCUUACACAAAUCAUUACUUUUCUCUAUGUCCAAGAACUGAAAGUAUAACAGGCUGGCACAUCCACUUCAAGUUUUAUGUAACUCAUAACAUAAAGAGCAAAUGUUUUUUCAACUUAGCAAUGAGUCAUCAUCAGUUUUAUGUGAAAUUAAAAUCCCGAGUUAAAGCUUCAGAAAUAUUUUGUGAAGAUUAUGAAACUGAUGCUGCCACUAAUGAGUCGAGUGAUAUUGCUGACACAGAAGCUUCGUUAGAAACUGGAUAUGAUUUUCAGCUGGAUUCUCCGCAGCAACAAGUUCUUUCUUGGCAGCAGUUCACAAAAGGUGCCAAAUAUCUAGGAAGUUUGGUAAAUUUAAGAAGCACACCAAGGAGUUCGGGUAACAAAAAGAAAGGAAAGAAACCUGUGUCAAUAAAACCUCUUGUGCUAACAAAAUACCAAAAAGAGGUUAUCUCAGGUAUGGUUGAUCCCACCAAACCCAUCAUAAAAUCUGCUUCUGCUCCCGAUAAUGUUUUAAAUGAAGAUUUUGAAAAUGAACAAGACAUUUUUGGCCAACUCAAAUAUGAAUUUAAAACAGAAUGUUCAGGAUGUUGUAGCGACAAAGAAAGUCGAACCGUGCGUCUGAUCAAAGACGAAAAGCUUGGAUUGGGAAUAACCAUCACCUGUGGAAAUACUUUGGAUUCUAUUCUAUGUGGCGCUCUCGUCGAAAGUAUUAAACCAAAUGGUCCCGCUUACAAAGAAGGGUCAUUGAAAAUAGGUGAUCAUAUAAUUUCUGUUAAUGGAGAAUUUGUACAAAAUGCUCAUUAUCUAGAUGUCGUUGAUAUGAUCCAGAAUUCUCCUCCUACUGUGGAAUUAACAGUUCGAUCUCAUUAUGAAAACAUCUUAAUAUCUGAUGAUAAACAAACUUUGAAUGAAUCUCAAUCUUUAGAUAAUUUUCAAAAUAUAAAGUUAAAAGAACCAUCAUGGGAUGAGUAUCAGGAUGUUGUAAACAAGUCAACAUUUUCUAAUUCUUAUAAUGGCCAAUCAUCUAAAAGUGAUCCUCCCAUUCCCAAACCACGAAAGAAAUGGUCUGAAAAGUCUAAGGUCUCUGAAUCAAAUUAUACUUCAAACGAUUCAAAGUAUUCUGACACAGACAGAGUUGAUACCAUUGGAAAAUCUAUAGCCCAAGUUCACAAAAUUACAACCAAAAAUGUAUUAAAUAAUAAACUUGGGCAGAAAUCUCAAGAAGAGUCUAGUAAGGAAAUCUGUGAUAAUGAAAUUGAUUCUGAUCUUCAAAAUAACAAUCAGUACCAUGAUAUAAAAGAAAUAGAAGAUGAGAAUAAUCAUUUAAAUAAAAUAGAAAUGUUACCUUCUGGGAAUAUUAUCUCUCUUGAUUUGAAAAAGAUGGAGGAAAAUUUAGAUCUAGAGGCAAAGGACACGUCGCUUCCAGGUUUAAUCUCCGUACGUUCUCUCCUUUUCAAAGAAUCUACCGAACCAGACGAAAGAAUACAGCCUGAUGAUCAAAUAUUAGAAGUGAAUGGUGUUCAGUUUAAUAAUGUGCCAUAUUAUGAAACCGUUGAUUCAUUAAGAACUAGUCCCAAAGUAAUAAAUGUAUUAGUGGAGAAGACUUUGGAAAAUGAAGAGGAAAAUUCCAGAUCCGAAUUACAUAUCGAUGACGACGACUGUGAUGAACUAGAUCAUUUUUAUGACAGCAACAUGAAAAAGUGGCAAGUGACUCGUUCUAGUAAGGACAGGCUAACAAAAAGCAGUUCUUGUGAGAUUUUGUCUCGCACAACAAACUUACAUUCCACAAGAGAAACUUCACAAGAAAAAAGUGAUGCUUCCUCAGAUCAACGAACCGAUGGGACAGAUUUGUUAGAUCGCAUGCAAGGCACAAUUCCGAUGCCAGUUUUAAAUUGUGAUAAAAUGUGCAUAGAAGAUGAUCAAGUCAGUUGUGAUACUUCCUCAGGAAUCAGUACUGGCAGCAGUUCUUUAUUUCCUUGUAUUCAAGAAGAAAAGAUUGAUUCCAGUAAUAGUUAUAGAGUCAGCAUUGAAAAAUGCACCUUGCCACUAAUAACCAAAAAUGAAAUCCCACAUUUAGAAAGAAACAGAGAUUAUUUUAAUAAAGAAAAUAAUUUAUUAAAUAAUACAACUGUAAAAGCAUUUAGUUUACCAGACUCUAAUCGAAAUACUCCAGUUACUAUAACUGAGGCAAUCCAGAAUGGAGGAUAUUUAUCAAAAGUUUAUGAUUUGGAUUUAACGACAGCACCAAAAGUACCACAGAGAAGGUUCAGACAAUUAAGGAAAGUGGAAGAUAUUUAUAAAUUUAUAACAAAAGAAAAUACUUUUGAUGUUCAUAUCAGAAAAAGUAGUCGUGGUCUAGGCUUGAGCAUCUGCGGAGGACGUGAUACUGGUGGGAGGGGAUGCAUAAAUCAGCUGAUCCGCAUACGGAAAUUAUACCCCCUUCAGCCCGCCAUGGAGUGUGGGAAGUUGAGAGUCGGCGACGUGAUUAUUGAAGUAAAUGGGAAAAGCACAUUGAACUUAACCCAUACUGAAGCUUUGGAUGCAUUAAGAGCCGCUCCCAUUAAUGUGACAUUAAAAAUCCACCGUCCCGACCCAACAAUCAUUCCUAGUCUGCCUCUGAACAUGAGGGACGAUUCCUGUCCAUCAUUUUCUUUGGAGUCUCCAUCGUCGUCUGUACACAAUACUUUGUCCAGAAGCAGUAGCAUAAAUAAUCAUUCUGCUAAAGAAUUUGAAAUCGUCAUCGAGAAACAUGAAGGAAGUUUAGGUUUCACCGUGUUGAAGAGGGAACAGUGCGAGAGCACCUUUCCCGGAUUGUUCGUAAAAGAUUUAAUUCGAGAACCUGCAAAAUCCGACGGCAGAAUACAACCCGGAGAUCAGAUAUUACAAGUUAACGGUACGGACAUGUCAGAACUUAGUCACGCAGAAGCCAUCAGUUUCCUCAGAAGUGCACCGAACGAAGUAAAGUUAAAAUUAUCUAGGCACGUGGAUCCUCCGCUUUCACCUCUAUCCGGAGACGACGAACCUCCCCUGUCCAAACCAUUGAGAAGAGAAGCUGUGGAAUUAUUAAACGAUUGGGCCAGACAGAAAGAAAAUGAUUCGCCCGGUAAGAAAAGAGAGCGCAGAAGAGUCCGAACAAAAGUCGACGAUAGUUUCAGCAGUUCCGGAAGCAGAAGUAAUUCGUCUUCUGUAAGUCAAGACAACACUUUUCUUAUAAGCGAUAGCGAUAACGUCUUAUCAGAGGAAGAACUAACCAACGACAGCCCGGGACUAAAGAGAAAUUUGCGUCCCAAGUCUCUAGACAUUCUUAGCUCGUUUACGAGAAAACAAAGGUUAGCCAACUUUACUUCCGCAGAAGACCAAUCGACUUCUUUUCGUCGUCAAACCAGCGUUAAAGUCACCAGUUUGGACGCUCAAACGUCGAUGUUUCCGUCGAACGAGGACGAAGGGAAUACCAAGAAAAAUCUCUUGAAGUGGAGAGGAACCAUAUUACCGAAAACCGGUUCCGAAUCCGAAAACGAACUAAAUUUGGGAACGUUGGAAGAGAAAAGAGAAGAUUCUACUCGGCAGAUUUCCGAAGAUGCGGUCCAGUUUAUAGAAGUGCAGCUGGAUAGAGGAUGGCACGGCCGAUUAGGUUUUAGCAUUUCCGACCCCCUGACGGAAAAUAUAUUGCCUAACGGACCGGAAGUAAAAAUCGUACACGAAGGCAGUUUGGCCUCUCGGGAUGGAAGAAUUAAAGCUGGAGAUAGACUAGUUCAGGUGAACGGAGAAAUGGUUACAGAAAAGCCAGCAUCGGAAAUCAUCGACGUUCUCCGCAAAACAAGAGGUCUAGUCAACAUGAUAUUUGCCAGAUUAAUAAAAUCGACCAAUACAGAAAAUGCCACGUAGUUAACGGAAGUACUUUGCUAGUCAUUAGAUACCGAUGCCGUGUGGGAACGUCAGUUGCCAAAAUAUACACCUUAGCUCGGAGUAGAGGUAGUCUUCCGACUUUAUUUCUAGUUUUGACAAUAACUUAUCGUCCCCUAAUUACAUUUAUUUUGAGACUUUACCCGGAAUCUUGUUACCAAAAAAAUUUAUUCUAUAUACCAAAUAUUUAUCUAUAAUAUUAAUAAUAACAAUAAUAACGGAAAGAAAUGUUGCCAAAGAUUCGGAUUUUCUCCCGAACGACUGCCCCGUUCCAGUUCUUUGCAGUGCCAAAAUCUUAAAAGUAUACGCAGAAAGAAAUAAAAAAAAAUCCGCGCUUUAAUUCCGUCCGAGAAAUCAUUCCAAAUCACUUGUUUUGUUAAUAUUUUUGGUUUCGUUUAUUUAUCCGAUCGUCGUUAGUUUACGCCGGAGGAAAGGCCCCGCAUUUUGUAACGUUUGUACUUAUUCGACCCUCGAUAACCUACGUCAUCAGUAUUGUAUAGUUUUUUAACUUAAUCCCCCGCUAUUUAAGUACAAUAGUGUCGUUAGUAUCCGUGUUUCGCCCGAUGGUUCGCUAGUAGAGAGAUGUUUUAAAUGUUGCCAAGAGUAUUUUAAAGAGUUGUUGUAUAUUCAGAUAGUAAUGUAAAUAAACUUAUUAUUCAUU